AUGAAGGGCAAAGUAACAGCAGCCGGUCUUGGGGGCGGAGGGCCCGAGGGUCCUGCAGACCCAGGAGCUCCAAGUGCAAGGGCAGCCAAGCCAAAGGAAGAUCCCGGCGUGGCCGCUGUGGGAUGCGUCAGCGCAGUGGAGAGACCAGAUGGGCUAGAAGGAAUAUCCGAGGCCCCGCCACAGCUGGAAGAGGGACGAGGCGUGGUACCCGAGGACGGCUCACCAUCUGCGGACCUGGCUCGACGGCUCUCCAUUCCACGGCGCAAAGCCAAAGCAGUUCUGGACGAGGGCGUGGAUGACACAGAACCCGCCUUGGAUCUGACCAGCGCGCUAUCCCCUGUAGGGGGGGGAGGACCGCCCGGCGGGGACGGGACUUCCUCCGUUUCCGAGCUCGCAUCCCGCGCGCGGGGUUUUGGCGUAGGCAAUCCAGCAAAGCGGCCCCGCCUCAAAAUCGAAGCAAGGGGUUUCGCGGCUGGUCGUUUGUGCCCUGGCAUCACCAGGCGGGAGACCGAAAAGAGAAAGGGAGGCUACAAAAGGAGUGCUAGGAUGCAAGAGCCAGGUAGGCGACCUCUUGAGAGGAAGCUGCGGUCCACACACAGAAUGACGCGCGCUGGUGCUCCAAAGGGGAAGGACUGA
Molecule: messenger RNA, 636 nt
Organism: Symbiodinium natans
Lineage: Eukaryota; Dinophyceae; Suessiales; Symbiodiniaceae
Source: the annotation of a GenBank genome assembly